AUGCUUCAUUACGUAGGAGGUUUGCCAAUUAAAACCAGAUUACAUAGUGCUUAUCGUUUUAGUAAGCAAAUUGAUUAUAAAGGCACUUCCGAAGUCGAAACAUAUAUAUGGUGUUCAAAAGGCAAUAAUAUAUACCCGCAAAAAUUUUUAUUAACCAUGAUAAUUAUUGACAAGGAUAUCCUUAAAGCAAAUAUCACACUUCCACCAGAGAGCGAAUAUGUUUGGUAUCUUGGGUAUGGAAGCAACAUGAGCAAAAAAACUCUUGAAAGAAUGCGCAAGGUAAAACCGCGUAAAUCCAUUGCGUGCACAGUUCCAAAUUAUUUUCUUUCGUUUGAUAUAUAUGGUCAACCAUAUUUCGAACCAGCUUUUGCAUCAAUUUAUCCGCAUCCAUUACAUUCUCAUUCUAAAUCAAGUAUAACAUAUGAAUAUGCCAAAGAUAUUCACAAUCAUUGUUGUCCUGGUUUACCGUUUAAAUUCAAUCCUGAGGCUCCCGAAAAAUCUUUACCUCCUAUUUUAAAUGGUAUAUUAUAUCUAAUAAGUAAACAGGAAUAUCAACAUAUUCUGAAUACUGAAGGUGGUUGGGGUUAUGGUGACUUAGGACAUGGUUAUAAAGCUAUCGAUGUUGAAUGUAUUACUUAUGAUAAUCAAAAACUGAUCGCAAAAACGUUAAGUUCUCAAUCUGCAUCUGUUGAAGCUGGUUGCCAACCAAGUUUAAGAUAUUUGAAUCUUCUUCGUGUUGGCGCAAAAGAACACAACCUUUCACCAGAUUAUCAAGAUUAUCUUAAUUCUUUAAAACAUUUUGAAAUAUCAACUACUUCAAAGAAAAUUGCUCGUAUUUUAUACUUUACUUUUUCAAUACCUUCAAUAUUUUUCUUUAUUCUUUUCGCUAGUAUUUCAUUAAAAUUUGGUAAAAGAUUACCAAAAUCUAUUGCUAAAGCAAUGAUUUUUGUUAUAAAUAUUUCUAGAGCAAAUUAUAAUAAUUUCUUUAAACCUUUAUUUGGUAGUGGUACUAAUAAUGAUUAA
Molecule: messenger RNA, 1023 nt
Organism: Funneliformis geosporum
Lineage: Eukaryota; Fungi; Glomeromycota; Glomeromycetes; Glomerales; Glomeraceae
Source: the annotation of a GenBank genome assembly